AUGAGGACAGCCAGGCGUGCCAGCACCAUGGAGGUGCCCUCCUUCCUCCGACAGCUGGUGAAGGAGACCGAGAAGAUGGUGACCUUUCUCUUCAAGGGUGAACGAAGGGUAGAUUACGACUUUGAAAAUGAAGAGGACAUUCCCAGUGCGUACCUUGAACGGCCAAUUCUGGUGAAGGACACGGAAGAGGGGGGAUCAAAAUGGGGGGUUAACUAUGCCAUGGCCAGUGUGCAGGGCUGGCGUGUCCAUAUGGAGGACGCCCACACCUGCAUGCCGGAGAUGGCUGUAGGAUAUCCAGACUGGAGCUAUUUCGCUGUGUUUGAUGGACAUGCUGGAAGAACCGUUGCACAGUACUGCUCCAAACAUCUGCUAGAUUUCAUUCUGGAUACAGGCUGUGUGACGGCAGAUGAGGACCCAGAGCAGGUCAAAGAUGGCAUCAGGGAUGGUUUCCUUGCCAUCGACCGACACAUGCAGACCCUGGCCCGUAACCACAGCUGGGACCACAGCGGAUCAACGGCUACAGCCGUCAUGAUCUCUCCUCAAAACAUCUACUUCAUCAACUGCGGAGAUUCGCGAACCUUCCUUUGCCGUGACGGCCAGGUGGUGUUCUACACAGAGGACCACAAACCCUGCAAUCCCAGAGAGAAAGAGCGCAUCCAGAACGCCGGCGGAUCUGUCACCCUGCAGCGCAUCAACGGCUCUCUGGCCGUGUCCAGAGGGCUUGGAGACUACGAUUUUAAGGAGGUGGAAUGGAAGGCCCAGACGGAACAGUUGGUGUCACCUGAACCAGAGGUGUAUGAGCUGAGGCGGACACCCGAAGAUGAGUUCUUGGUGGUGGCUUGUGAUGGUGUCUGGGAUGCUGUGGGAAACGAGGAGCUGUGUGCAUUUGUGCGUAACCGCCUACAGGUGUGCGACGAUCUCAGAGACAUCUGCUCGCAGGUCAUUGAUCUCUGCCUCUACAAGGGAAGCUUAGACAACAUCAGCAUCAACAUUGUCUGUUUCAACGGCGCCCCCAAAGUGACAUCAGAGGCACUGCAGCGUGAGGCAGAGGUAGAGCAAAUCAUUGACCAGAAAGUGGAAGAGAUCAUUCAGAAGAUCAGGGCUAAAGAUGAAGACCCCGACCUGCUUUAUGUAAUGAAGUUCCUGGCAUCUGAAAACAUACCGGGUCUUCCACCAGGUGGCGGAAUUACAAGCAAGAAAGAUUGCAUAAUUGCUGCAUAUAAAAAAUAUGCAUCAUCCUUUAGAUCUCUUGAGUCAAUGGAGAUUGUCGGAUCUGAGGAUUCAAACUGA
Molecule: messenger RNA, 1290 nt
Organism: Triplophysa dalaica
Lineage: Eukaryota; Metazoa; Chordata; Actinopteri; Cypriniformes; Nemacheilidae
Gene: ppm1na
Product: protein phosphatase, Mg2+/Mn2+ dependent, 1Na (putative)
Exons: 6
Coding region: 1-1290 (429 amino acids)
Biological process (GO): positive regulation of canonical Wnt signaling pathway; negative regulation of canonical NF-kappaB signal transduction; positive regulation of canonical NF-kappaB signal transduction
Cellular component (GO): cytosol; nucleus
Molecular function (GO): magnesium ion binding; manganese ion binding; protein serine/threonine phosphatase activity
Source: RefSeq, a predicted model, not a curated record